CUAAAUUUCACUAUAAAUAGGAGAUGGAUUGCGAAGAGAAUAGCUCGCCCACUGCAAGCAAGUUUUUCUGCUCUAUUCUGAUCCUCCGCCGAGGAAGAAGAGUGUUGUGAGCGAAAGGUGUUCGACAAUUUGCUCCUUAGAAGAAUUUGGCUCUGAUUUUUAAGAGUUGAAAUGAAGGUCAAUGUUAUCUCACGCAAUGGCCAGGAGAUCUUUAUGGGGUUGGAGCUCGAUGCAUCUGCAAUGGUUAGCGAUCUGCAACAGGCGAUUUACUCACGGAAUAAGAAGCUUUAUCCUGCUCGACAGCGCCUUACAUUCCAUUUAAAAUCUGGAGUGGAUGGAAAACCAUUUGUCCUCAAUCCAAAAAAGAAACUUGUAGAUUACGCAGAUGGAAAUGAAAAUUUUAUGACAGUGGUGUUCAAGGAUUUAGGACCCCAGGUGUCUUACAGGACCCUCUUCUUCUGGGAGUACUUGGGCCCUUUUCUCAUAUACCCAAUCUUCUACUUCUUCCCAGUCUACAAAUACCUUGGUUACGAGGAAAGGAAAGAAAAGCAUCUCGUUCAGACCUACGCCUUGUAUUACUGGUCCUUCCACUACUUCAAACGCAUCAUGGAGACUUUCUUUGUUCACAGAUUCAGCCAUGCUACUGCACCAAUCUAUAAUAUCUACAGAAACUGUUCUUACUACUGGACUUUUGCUGCAUGCGUUUCUUAUAACGUGAACCACCCACUUUACUCUCCUGUAAGCGAACUGCAAUGGAAGAUUGGUUUUACUUUUGGCUUAAUUUGCCAAUUCGCAAAUUUCUACUGCCACAUUAUUCUGAAACAAUUGAGGAGUUCUGAUGGUGUUGGAGGGUAUCAAAUACCACAAGGAUUCCUGUUCAACAUUGUCACUUGUGCGAACUACGCAACAGAAAUUUAUCAGUGGCUUGGUUUCAACAUUGCAACGCAGACGUUGGCUGGCUAUUUGUUUAUUGCAGUUGGUACUUAUUCAAUGUAUAACUGGGCUGUCGGAAAGCACCAGAGACUGAACAAGUUGUUCGAUGGAAAAGAUGGAAGGCCAAAAUUUUCAAGACGAUGGGUCCUUCUUCCUCCUUUUUACUGAAGAGUUCCAAGUCCUGAAUGUUGGCUACUGUACUUGCUUUGCCAGUUUCAUGCGGGAUACGUUCUAGUAUUUGGGGCAUUGAAUACCAGCUAUAAUAUUUUCUUUCUUUCUUUUUUUUUUUUCUUUGGGUUUCUUACUCUGUAUCUUUAAGCGUAUUAAAUAUUACUGUAAGUCUGUUAUUUCCUUAUAUUGGAUCUUUACUUGAUGAUCAAACUCAGCAAUCAAAGUGAACAGCUGCUUUCAGUUAUAAAAUUGCAUAACCACAAAAGCUUGUGCCUUGCACAAAAAAUUAAGGAAGUUCUUUCUGGUAAGUUUGUAGCCCCUGCCAAACACCUUAACGUUGUUAUGCAAAGUGUUGUGACAGAGCAGAGAGAAACAA
Messenger RNA from Dendrobium catenatum, 1480 nucleotides. Its product is annotated as very-long-chain enoyl-CoA reductase-like. The record is from RefSeq and is a predicted model, not a curated record. The transcript has 4 exons. Gene Ontology annotation, molecular function: oxidoreductase activity, acting on the CH-CH group of donors. Lineage: Eukaryota; Viridiplantae; Streptophyta; Magnoliopsida; Asparagales; Orchidaceae. Gene Ontology annotation, biological process: very long-chain fatty acid biosynthetic process. Bases 172 to 1101 code for a protein of 309 amino acids.